AAAUUUGUCAAGUGACGUAAAGUGCCAGAAUUGUAAAAGUUAAAUUAUUUCUUAAUUUUCUAAAUAAUUAACAAAAAAAUAUAUUGUUACAAGUUCACUGUUCAAAAUGAGAAGUAGCGGUUUGGUUUUGUUCACAUGUGCUGGAUUGUUGCUUAGCGGCGGCGCUAUUCUCGGUGGCUCAACAGCAUGGACGUUGCUCCGUAUCUCGUAUUACUUCUGGACGUCCGACCUGGGCGUGGAGCUGGGCUGCAGCGUGCUCUUCAUCACUGGUGCGGUGCUGUGUCUGCCCGCCUGCUGGCUCUGCACCGUCGUGCCUUACCACACUAAGUCGCAAUCGCUUGUUGUGACUUUGAUGGCGUUGGUGACGGUGUCGAUGCUUUUGCUGUCGCUGGGUCUGUCGUCGGCGGCGGGGCUGUCGCGGGCGGUGCGCGAGCCGGCAGCUCUCAACGCCAGCAUGCUACGCGCCAUAUCACGAGAUGCUGUCGAUCCAGCAAUCAGGAGCUCGUUCGCUGCCAUGCAGCUUGAGCUACAUUGCUGUGGCGUCCAAUCUUACUCAGAUUGGUAUCAACACCGACAAAUACUUCCACCUGCAUGUUGUGGCCGAGUAUGGAACGGAAAGCGUGGAGAUCUGUGUGAAGUUCCUUUGUAUAAAGUGGGGUGCCUGCGGCCGGCUCUGCUAGAGCUGCGCAGCUUCGUCAAUGCCAUCUGCGCACUCACGUCUGCUAUUAUUUUGGUCUUGGGUGUGACAUUAAUUACUGCGGCGUACGUGGUGGCGUCCGGCGUGGUGGAAAGCGGCGAGGGGCGCACCAAGCCGCAGCCGCUGCGCAUCGCUUGCAUCGCUCAACCGCACCAGCUGCUGUCUUUUACGCCGCCUCUCCACACCGCGCACUUUAUGCCGCAGCCACCGCCGCAGCCGCAACUUCAGCCGCAAACCACUCCGCCCGCACUCAUGUGAUUACGAUUACCAAACAAAAUACGGGUACUUUGCACCGUUGUAAAAUUUGAAUAGAGCUAUAUUAGAAGAAAUUGUUAUGGAUUACGCCACAUAGGUGUGUACGCGUUUGUAGAGAAGGUUUACGUGUAUAAUUGUUUGUUUUGUGGUUGAGGUGUGAUUUCAUUUCCGUGCCCAAGCGAACUUUCACAGCACUCGCGAGUCGCGCCGGACUAAUCGACUAGAUACUUAACGAUAGAAAAUUAAGAUGUAGCAUUGGUCACAAUCCUUGGACUGUAUUGUACUGCACCUCCGAUGACGCCCUCAUUUUUGUUAAAGUGGCAACGUUGUAAAUUGGUUAUUGUUUUGAAAAUUAUAGUGUUAGUCAUUUCUAAAAUCAUGAAACUUUUGUGAUUAUAGUUAUUGCAAAAUUUAUGUGCGGUGAAUCGUGAUUUUAAUUUAAAAAAAAAUGAUCGGUACCUGUUCUUUGUUUUAUAAAAUUUAUGAAUAAUAUAUGUAAUGAUUAAAAUGUA
Molecule: messenger RNA, 1464 nt
Organism: Chilo suppressalis (striped riceborer)
Lineage: Eukaryota; Metazoa; Arthropoda; Insecta; Lepidoptera; Crambidae
Source: the annotation of a GenBank genome assembly